This is a messenger RNA of Arvicanthis niloticus (Nile rat), 3613 nucleotides long. The record is from RefSeq and is a predicted model, not a curated record. NCBI's taxonomy places the organism in Eukaryota, Metazoa, Chordata, Mammalia, Rodentia, Muridae.
AAUGUGAAAGUCAGCCGUGUCUCCAUGGUGGUCUCUGCGUAGAUGGGAGAAACAGCUACCACUGUGACUGCACAGGUAGUGGAUUCACAGGGAUGCACUGUGAGUCCUUGAUUCCUCUUUGCUGGUCAAAGCCUUGUCUCAACGAUGCGACAUGCGAAGACACUGUUGACAGCUAUAUUUGUCACUGCUUGCCUGGAAUCCACUGUGAAGACGACCUCGAUGAAUGUUUACCAAACCCUUGCCUAAAUGGUGGCACUUGUGAGAACCUGCCUGGGAAUUAUACCUGUCACUGCCCCUUUAAUGAUACUUCUAGGACAUUUUAUGGAGGACAAGACUGCUCUGAAAUUCUCCUGGGUUGCACUCAUCACCACUGUCUGAACAAUGGAAAAUGUAUCCCUCACUUCCAAAAUGGCCAGCAUGGAUUCACCUGCCAGUGUCCUUCUGGCUAUGCGGGGCCACUGUGUGAAACUGUCACCACACUUUCAUUUGAGAGCAAUGGCUUCCUGUGGGUCACAAGUGGCUCCCAUACAACCACAGAGUCAGAGUGUAACAUAUCCUUGAGGUUUCAGACUGUUCAGCCAAACGCACUUCUCCUUGUCCGAGGCAACAGGGAUUUGUCUAUGAAGCUGGAGUUGCUGAAUGGCUGUGUUCACUUAUCGAUCGAAGUCUGGAAUCAGCCAAAGGUGCUCCUGUCUGUUUCCCACAACACCAGUGAUGGAGAAUGGCAUUUGGUGGAGGUAACAUUUGCAGAAACUAUCACCCUUGCCUUGAUUGGCAGCUCCUGCAAGGAAAAAUGCACCACCAAGUCUUCUGUUCCAGUUGAGAAUCGUCAAUCAAUAUGUGCUUUGCAGAACUCUUUUUUGGGUGGCUUACCAAUGGAGACAACCAACGACAGUGUGUCUGUGCUUAAUAUCUAUAAUGUGCCUUCCACACCUUCCUUUGUAGGCUGUCUCCAAGAUAUUAGAUUUGAUAUGAAUCAAAUUACUCUGGAGAACAUUUUGUCUGGCUUGUCAUCAAAUGUCAAAGCAGGCUGCCUGGGAAAGGACUGGUGUGAAAGUCAACCCUGUCAAAACAGAGGACGCUGCAUCAACUUGUGGCAGGGUUAUCAGUGUGAAUGUGACAGGCCCUAUACAGGCUCCAACUGCCUGAAAGAAUAUGUAGCGGGAAGAUUUGGCCAGGAUGACUCCACAGGAUAUGCUGCCUUUAAUGUUAAUGAUAAUUAUGGACAGAACUUCAGUCUUUCCAUGUUUGUCCGAACACGUCAACCCCUGGGCUUACUUCUGGCUUUGGAAAACAGUACUUACCAGUAUGUCUAUGUCUGGCUAGAGCACGGAAACCUAGCACUGCAGACGCCAGGCUCUCCUAAGUUAGUGGUAAAAUUUUUUCUUAGUGAUGGAAAUGCCCACUUAAUAUCUUUGAGAAUCAAACCAAAUGAAAUUGAACUGUAUCAGUCUUCACAAAACCUAGGAUUCAUUUCUGUUCCCUCAUGGACAAUUCAAAGAGGAGACAUCAUCUUCAUUGGUGGCCUGCCUGACAGAGAGAAGACUGAAGUUUAUGGUGGCUUCUUCAAAGGCUGUAUUCAAGAUGUAAAAUUAAACAACCAGAGUCUAGAAUUCUUUCCCAAUUCAACAAACAAUGAUUUAAUUCUCGUCAAUGUGACUCAAGGCUGUCCUGGAGACAACAUCUGUAAGUCCAACCCUUGUCAUAAUGGAGGUGCCUGCCACUCCCUGUGGGAUGACUUCUCCUGCUCCUGCCCUGCAAACACAGCAGGGAGAGCCUGCGAGCAAGUUCAGUGGUGUCAACUGAGCCCAUGUCCUCCCAUUGCAGAAUGCCAGCUGGUCCCUCAAGGGUUUGAAUGUAUUGCAAAUGCUGUUUCCAGUGGAUUAAGCAGAGAAAUACUGUUCAGAAGCAAUGGGAAUAUUACCAGAGAACUCACCAAUAUCACAUUUGGUUUCAGAACGCAUGAUACAAAUGUGAUGAUAUUGCAUGCAGAAAAAGAACCAGAGUUUCUUAAUAUUAGCAUUCAAGAUGCCAGAUUGUUCUUUCAAUUGCGAAGUGGCAACAGCUUUUAUACACUGCGUCUGAUGGGUUCACAACUGGUGAAUGAUGGCACAUGGCACCAAGUGACUUUUUCCAUGAUAGACCCAUUGGCCCAGACCUCCCAGUGGCAAAUGGAGGUGGAUAACCGGACACCUUUUGUGAUAAGUGCAGUUGCUACUGGAAGCCUGAACUUUUUGAAGGACAAUACAGACAUCUAUGUGGGCGACCAAGCUGUUGACAAUCCGAAAGGCCUGCAGGGCUGUCUGAGCACAAUAGAGAUUGGCGGUAUAUAUCUCUCUUACUUUGAAAAUCUUCAUGAUUUCACUAGUAAGCCCCAAGAAGAGCAGUUUCUCAAAGUUUCUACAAAUGUGGUACUUACUGGCUGUUUGUCAUCUAAUGCCUGCCACUCCAGCCCCUGUUUGCAUGGAGGAAACUGUGAAGACAGCUACAGUUCUUAUCGGUGUGCCUGUCUCUCGGGAUGGUCAGGGACACACUGUGAAAUCAACAUUGAUGAGUGCUUUUCUAGCCCCUGUAUCCAUGGCAACUGCUCUGAUGGAGUUGCAGCCUACCACUGCAGGUGUGAUCCUGGAUACACCGGUGUGAACUGUGAGGCGGAUGUAGACAAUUGCAAGAGUCAUCAGUGUGCAAAUGGGGCCACCUGCGUCCCUGAAGCUCACGGCUACUCUUGCCUCUGCUUUGGAAAUUUCACGGGGAGAUUUUGCAGACACAGCAGAUUACCCUCAACAGUCUGUGGGAAUGAGAAGACAAACUUCACUUGCUACAAUGGGGGCAGCUGCUCCAUGUUCCGGGAGGACUGGAAAUGUAUGUGCCAGCCAGGUUUCACUGGAGAGCGGUGUGAAGAAGACAUCAAUGAGUGUGCCUCUGAUCCCUGUUUCAAUGGAGGCCUGUGCAGGGACUUGGUCAACAGAUUCCUGUGCAUCUGUGACGUGGCCUUCGCUGGCGAACGCUGUGAGCUGGACGUAAGCGGCCUUUCCUUUUACGUGUCCCUCUUACUGUGGCAAAACCUCUUUCAGCUCCUGUCCUACCUUGUUCUUCACAUGAAUGAUGAGCCCGUUGUAGAGUGGGGUGCACAGGAAAAUGAUUAAGAAGCAUGUGAGCAUUCCCAAGUGUAAGACACUGACUUGCAAGAAAUACCUUGUCUCAGUGUAGGUCUCCAAGAAAGACAAGGGAAAAUUAAGGAAUCCAUCUAGAGAGGUGGUUCUUAACCUUCCUAAUGCUGUAAUCCUUUAGUACAGUUCUUCCUGUUGUAGGGACCCAAACCAUAACAUUAUUUUUGUUGCUACUUCAUAACUGUAAUCUCUCUACUGUUACGAAUUAUAAUGUAAAUAUUCGUAUUUACUGAUGGUAUUAAGUGACACCUGUGAAAAGGUCAUUGACCCAAAAGGGGUCAUGACUCACAGGUUGAGAAAUGCUAAUCUGGAGGCUGAAAAAUGCAUUUAAGCAUACCACAUGUAGUUUGGGUCUACAGAAGAUAUUUUCUUAUUCUACCUUUUUAGAUGCAUCAGAAGAGGGCAUCAGAUUCCAUUAAAUAUGGUUGUGAGCUACCAUAUGG